AUGCACUACCAGCAGCAGCAAAGGCAGCAGCAGCAGCAACAAGAGCAGCAGCAGCAGCAACAAGAGCAGCAGCAGCAGCAACAAGAGCAGCAGCAGCAGCAGCAAGCGCAGCGGCAGCAGCAAGCGCACCGUUUUCAGCAGCAGCCGCCACAGCAUCAGCACCAGCAUCCGCACCACCAUCAGCAGCAGCAGCACCACAAUCAGCAGCAGCAGCAGCAGCAGCAGCAGCAGCAGCAGCAGCAGCAGGAGUUUACCCGGGGCAGUGUGGGCAAUGAGGGGCCCACGAGGGCGGGCUCACGCGCACCUGCGCAGCAGCAGCAGCAGCAGCAGCAGCAGCAGCAGCGGCAGCAGCAGCAGCAGCAGCAGCAGCGGCAGCAGCAGCAGCAGCAGCGGCAAAAGAGACAAAAUGGUAUUUAA
Messenger RNA from Eimeria necatrix, 417 nucleotides. RefSeq lists its product as hypothetical. The record is from RefSeq and is a predicted model, not a curated record. The transcript has 2 exons. The coding region runs from base 1 to 417 and encodes 138 amino acids. Lineage: Eukaryota; Apicomplexa; Conoidasida; Eucoccidiorida; Eimeriidae.